CUGUGUGUGUUGGUAACAGUCUGCUUGUACUGUUGACAAAGCAUGCCGAGUCAGAGAAAUGACUGAGCUGCAAGAGUGAGGAGAGGGAGAGAGCCUGCCGGGAGGGAGAAAGAGAGAGAGAGCGAGGGAGGAGAAGGCAUGAGCGAGAGAUGGCAAGGCUGAGAAGAGAGCGAGCCAGAGAGAAAGCAGAGAGAGCCGGAGCAUCCUUAUCCCCCAGCAGAAGGAGGAAGGAAGCGAGAGGAGUCGGAGAGUCGACGCCCUGCUUCGACUGAACGAGCAGCUCCACAUCCCUCAUCCUUCCAUCGCCGCUGAGCAGCACACAGGAGGAUACGACCCAGCAGCUCUCUCAGCGCUAAGGCUGAGAUUCGCUUUCGAAGAUAGCAGCCGAGUUUCAGGCAGAAGGAUUGUUCGGAUCAACUGAUGUAAGACCCGCCGCUACACCUGUAACAGGACUUUUUCUGCAUGUGUGGAGGAAGUUGAGAGGUAGAAGUUGCAUCUGCCUGGAGCUGUGGUUGAGGUUUUCCUGCAUGGUGGCUGCGGGUGUUUGGUGACAACCAUGGGAUGCACCACCAGUGUGGUUCUGCUGGAGGGGCUGCGCUCCAUCCUGGAGAGGAACUGUGGCUACAUCAAAGGGGCGGUGGAGCUGGGAGUUGGAGACGAGGAGGAGGAAACACCGAGUCUGAGGGGAUCUCAACUCUGGAUUCCCACCACUGCUCUGGUUAAACCAAAGAUCAUAGAGCCUCUGGACUAUGAGAACGUGAUCCUACAAAGGAAGACCCAGAUCAUCAGUGAUGUUCUACGAGACAUGCUGCAGUUCCCCACAGACGACUUCCAGAUCUCCACCCUGCAGCGCCAGGGCCGGACUCUGUUCUCCACCGUGCCAGAGACUGCUGAGAAAGAAGCUCAUUCUCUCUUUGUCCAAGAGUGCAUCAAAACCUACAAGUCUGACUGGCACGUCGUCAACUACAAGUAUGAGGAGUAUUCUGGAGACUUCCGCCAGCUCCCCAAUAAGGUGCUGAGACCUGAGAAACUGGCAGCUCACCUGUUCGAGGUGGAUGAAGAUGUGGAAAAAGAUGAGGACACAGCUUCUCUCGGCUCACAGAAGGGAGGAGUGUCAAAACACGGCUGGCUGUACAAAGGCAACAUGAACAGUGCAAUUAGUGUUACUAUGCGGUCCUUCAAGAGGAGGUACUUCCAUCUUGCUCAGCUGGGCGAUGGAUCCUACAACCUCAACUUCUACAAAGACGAGAACACCUCCAAGGAGCCCAAAGGAACCAUUUUCCUUGACUCAUGCAUGGGGGUUGUCCAGAACAGCAAAGUGCGUCGAUUUGCCUUUGAGCUGAAGAUGCAGGAUAAGAGCACGUUCCUGCUGGCUGCAGACAGCGAAGCAGAGAUGGACGAGUGGAUCAGCACCUUAAACAAGAUUCUCCACAGCAGCUUUGAGCAGGCCAUGCAGGAGAAGAGGAACGGAGACCUCCACGAUGACGAGGAGCAUCUAAAAACAGACCUUUCCUCCGGAGGUUUUCAAGACACCUUUCAGACUGCCAGAGAUAUCGAAUACAAAAUGAGAAGUGAAGCUCGCCUCAAGCUGUUUACUCUGGACCCUGACACACAGAAACUGGACUUUUCUGGCAUUGAACCAGAUGUGCGGCAGUUUGAAGAGAAAUUUGGGAAGAGAGUCCUGGUCAGCUGCAACGACCUGUCCUUCAACCUGCAGGGCUGUGUUGCAGAGAACGAAGAGGGACCGACAACUAAUGUGGAGCCUUUCUAUGUCGUCCUGUCGCUGUUCGACGUCCAGAACAGUAGAAAGAUCUCUGCCGACUUCCAUGUGGAUCUUAACCACCCGUUGGUCCGACACAUGACGUCUGCUUAUGGUAGCGGACCAAACUUGCAAAAAAUUAAUGGCGGCAGCAGUGACGGUCCCCACCGGCUGGCCAGUGAGCUGCCAGAGGGGGCCCUCCAGUACCCCAGACAAGGGGUGUUCUCCGUCACUUGCCCCCAUCCAGAGAUCUUCCUGGUUGCCAGAAUUGAGAAGGUCCUGCAGGGAGGGAUCACCCACUGCACUGAACCCUACAUGAAGAGUUCAGACUCUGCUAAGAUUGCCCAAAAGGUGCUGAAGAAUGCCAAGACAGCUUGCAGCAGAUUGGGACAGUACAGGAUGCCUUUUGCCUGGGCUGCAAGGCCUGUGUUUAAAGAUGCAUCUGGGACUUUGGACAAAAGUGCUCGUUUCUCAGCUCUUUACAGGCAGGACAGCAGCAAGCUGUCAGAUGAGGACAUGUUCAAACUGCUUACUGACUUCCGAAAACCAGAGAAAAUGGCCAAACUCCCUGUGCUCUUGGGGAACUUAGAUGUGACAAUUGAUAGCGUGGCCCCGGAUGCAACCAAUUGUGUCACUUCGUCCUACAUCCCUGUGAAGAACUUUGAAAGAAAUGGACCAGGCAGUGCUCUGCUGGAGGUGGAGGAGUUUGUGCCUUGUAUUGCCAAGUGCUCCCAACCAUUCACCAUCUAUAAAAACCACCUCUAUGUCUACCCGAAACACCUCAAGUACGACGGGCAGAAAUCUUUUGCUAAGGCGAGGAACAUCGCUGUUUGCAUUGAGUUUAAGGACUCUGAUGAGGAUGACGCCCAGCUGCUAAAGUGCAUCUACGGCCGCCCAGGAGGGCCUCUGUUCACUAAGCAGGCGUUUGCAGCCGUCCUGCACCACCAGCAGAACCCUGAGUUCUAUGAUGAGAUAAAGAUAGAGCUGCCUACUCAGCUGCAUGAGAAGCACCAUCUUCUCUUCACCUUCUACCAUGUUAGCUGUGACAGCAACAGCAAGAAGAAAGACCUGGUGGAGGCUCCAGUGGGGUCAGCCUGGCUGCCUCUGCUGAAGGAUGGCAGGGUCAUCGUGAAUGAACAGCAGCUGCCUGUGGCUGCCAAUCUACCUGCAGGAUACCUCGGCUCCCAGGACGGUGUCAACAAGCACUCUGGUUCGGAGAUCAAGUGGGUAGAUGGAGGCAAAGCUCUGUUCAAAGUCUCGACUCAUCUUGUUUCCACAGUUUACACUCAGGAUCAGCACUUGCACAACUUCUUCCACCACUGUCAAAACAUGGAGAUGUCAGAACAAGCUUCAGAGGGAGAGCUGGUCAAGUACCUGAAGAGUCUCCAUGCGAUGGAAGGUCAUGUGAUGGUGAAUUUUCUGCCCACCGUCCUCAACCAGCUGUUCUGUGUUCUUACCAGAGCAACACACGAGGAUGUGGCUGUCAACGUGACCAGGGUGAUGGUUCACGUAGUAGCGCAGUGCCACGAAGAGGGACUUGAACAUUACCUGAGAUCAUAUGUCAAGUUUGUAUUAAAGCCAGAGCCUUAUUCCUGCACCAGUGUGAAAACGGUUCACGAAGAGCUGGCCAAAGCCAUGACAGCCAUACUCAAACCUUCCACUGACUUCCUGACGAGCAACAAGCUCCUGAAGCAUUCGUGGUACUUUUUUGAAGCUCUAGUGAAAUCAAUGGCUCAUUAUCUCAUGGAAAGUGGCAAGGUCAAGCUCUCCAGGAACCAACGUUUUUCUGCCUCCUUCUACCAUGCAGUGGAGACUCUGGUCAAUAUGCUGAUGCCUCACAUUACGCAGAAAUACAAGGACAACCUGGAUGCAGCUCGCAAUGCCAACCACAGCCUGGCAGUGUUCAUCAAGCGCUGCUUCACAUUUAUGGAUAGAGGCUUCGUGUUUAAGCAGAUAAACAACUACAUGAACUGCUUUGUGCCUGGAGACCCCAAGACUCUGUAUGAAUUUAAGUUUGAAUUCCUGCGGGUGGUUUGCAACCAUGAGCACUAUGUGCCUCUAAAUCUGCCCAUGCCCUUUGGAAAAGGCAGAAUACAGAGGUUUCAAGAUCUCCAGCUGGACUACUCCCUGACUGAUGACUUCUGUCGAAACCACUUCCUGGUGGGCCUGCUGCUGAGGGAAGUGGGCGGGGCGCUUCAGGAGUACAGGGAGAUCCGUCAGAUCGCCAUCCAGGUGCUGAAGGGACUGAUGAUCAAACACACAUUUGAUGACCGCUACGCUGCCAAGAGCCAACAAGCCAGACUUGCCACUCUCUACCUCCCUCUGUUUGGCUUGCUUCAGGAGAACGUUUAUCGACUUGACAUCAAGGAGUCGACUCAUCUCAGCAGCCAUAAUAAUAUGAGGGAGGACUCUCUGGUGCCGAACUCCAUGGUGACUCCUCUGAAACCUGGAAGCUGCAUAGAAAAUGCUCUCCACAAAGAUGUGUUCGGUGUCAUCUCUGGAACCGCCUCUCCUCACAGCUCCACUCCCAACAUCAGCUCGGUUCACCACGCAGACUCCAGAGGCUCCUUGGUCUCCACCGACUCUGGAAACAGCCUGCUGGACAAGAGCAGCGACAAGACCAACUCCCUGGAGAAGAACCAGUGUGCGUCGGCUCUCGGCAGCACUGUGCUGCGCUGCGACAAACUGGACCGGGACGAGAUCAAAAACCUGCUGAUGUGUUUUCUACAUAUCCUUAAGAGCAUGUCAGAGGAGGCGCUGUUUGCUUACUGGAACAAGGCAGCGCCCUCAGAGCUGAUGGACUUUUUUACGUUAAUAGAAGUCUGUCUUCAUCAGUUCAGAUACAUGGGGAAGAGAUUUAUCGCCAGGAGCCAGGAGGGGGCGGGGCCUGUAGCUCCAGACAGGAAGUCUCUGACUCUGCCUGUGUCUCGAAACAGGGCAGGGAUCCUUCAUGCUCGCCUCCAACAGCUAGGAACUCUGGAGAAUGCUCACACCUUCAACAACAUGUAUUCUCACAUGGAGGCAGAUGUGAGCAGCCAGUGUCUGCUGGAGGCCAACGUGUCCACAGAGGUCUGUCUGACCGUUCUGGACACGCUCAGCAUCUUCAUCAUGGGAUUCAAGACCCAGCUAAACUCGGAUCUGGGUCACAAUCCCCUGAUGAAGAAAGUCUUCCAGGUGCACCUGUGCUUCCUGCAGAUCCCUCAGUCUGAAGCUGCCCUCAAGCAGGUCUUCACCUCACUCAGGACGUUCAUCUACAAGUUCCCUUGCACCUUCUUCGACGGCCGGGCCGACAUGUGUGCCUCUUUGUGCUACGAAAUCCUCAAGUGUUGCAACUCCAAGCUCAGCUCCAUCCGCAGCGACGCCGCCCAUCUUCUCUACUUCCUCAUGAAGAGCAACUUUGACUACACGGGCCGCAAGUCUUUCGUACGAACACACCUGCAGGUGGUGAUUGCUGUCAGUCAGCUGAUUGCUGAUGUCAUUGGCAUCGGCGGGACCCGUUUUCAGCAGUCGCUCUCCAUCAUCAACAAUUGUGCCAACAGUGACAAAAACAUCAAGCACACGGCAUUUCCUUCGGACGUGAAGGACCUGAUGAAGCGCAUCAGGACGGUGCUGAUGGCCACGGAGCAAAUGAAGGAGCACGAGAACGACCCGGAGAUGCUGGUGGACCUCCAGUACAGCUUGGCCAAGUCCUACACCAGCACCCCCGAGCUCCGUAAGACGUGGCUGGACAGCAUGGCUCGCAUCCACAACAAGAACGGUGAUCUGUCAGAGGCCGCCAUGUGUUACGUGCACGUCGCUGCUCUGGUGGCUGAGUACCUGUGGAGAAAAGGUAUGUUCAGACAAGGCUGCUCCUCUUUCCGCGUCAUCACCCCAAACAUCGACGAGGAGGCGGCCAUGAUGGAGGACGUCGGGAUGCAGGACGUUCACUUCAACGAGGAGGUGCUGAUGGAGCUGCUGGAGGAGUGUGGCGACGGUCUUUGGAAGGCCGAGCGUUACGAGCUAAUAGCCGACGUCUACAGGCUCAUCAUUCCCAUCUACGAACAGCGUAGAGACUUUGAGAAACUGACGCACCUGUACGACACGCUGCACCGCGCUUAUACCAAAGUGAUGGAGGUGAUGCACAGCGGCAAGAGGCUGCUGGGCACGUACUUCAGAGUGGCCUUCUUUGGACAGGGCUUCUUUGAAGAUGAGGAUGGAAAGGAAUACAUCUACAAGGAGCCAAAGUUCACUCCGCUGUCGGAAAUUUCCCAGAGGCUCCUGAAGCUCUACUCGGAUAAAUUUGGCCAGGAGAACGUCAAGAUAAUUCAGGACUCCGGCAGGGUGAACCCGAAGGACCUGGACUUGAAGUACGCUUACAUCCAGGUGACCCACGUCACACCGUACCUGGACGACAAAGAGCUGGAGGACAGGAAAACCGACUUUGAGAAGAGCCACAACAUCCGGCGCUUUGUGUUUGAGACGCCGUUCACCGUGUCGGGCAAGAAGCAGGGCGGGGUGGAGGAGCAGUGCAAACGGCGCACUGUCCUCACCACCACCCACUGUUUCCCCUACGUAAAGAAGCGCAUAGCGGUGAUGUACCAACACCAGACGGACCUGAGCCCCAUAGAGGUGGCCAUAGACGAGAUGAGCGCCAAGGUGGCCGAGCUGCGACUCCUGUGUUCGGCCUCGGAGGUGGACAUGAUCCGUCUGCAGCUCAAACUGCAGGGCAGCAUCUGUGUUCAGGUAAACGCCGGUCCUCUUGCCUACGCCAGAGCCUUUCUAGAUGACAGCAGUGCCAAGAAAUACCCCGACAACAAGGUCAAACAGCUCAAAGAGGUCUUCAGGCAGUUCGUGGACGCCUGCGGUCUGGCGCUGGGGGUGAACGAGCGGCUGAUCAAAGAAGACCAGCAGGAGUAUCACGAUGAGAUGAAGGCCAACUACCGGGACCUGACCAGGGAGCUGUCCAGCAUCAUGCACGAGCAGAUAAACCCGGUGGACGACGGCACCAGGAGCGCCCUGUCCGACUCCAUGGGCAUCUUCAACGCUAUCAGUGGCACCCCGACCGGUGCCAACCCCCCCGGCUGCUCCACCGUCCUCUGACAGCCCAACGAUCGGUCAAACCGCCCGAAGGAUCGGUCAGGGCGCCGACAUCCGUUGCUGUUUUCUCUCCUGCUCUUUCUGUCAUGAGCUGGAAAAUCCGUGGAUUGUUUUUGUUUCCUAUGGAGACUCCGGUCAGACAUUUCAAAAGCCAGAGCGUCGACUUCUCGUCAGAUUCGUGCCGUUUGUCCUCGAGAAGAGUUUGUUUUCUCGCAUGUGAGCAGGUUGAAGCCGUCCUCAGCGAGCAUGCACCCACUGCUGUGACACUGUAAUGUUCUUGUUCUUGUUCUUGCCCCAUCCAGAAGAAAACAAACUAAAAGAAAACUUCAAUUCGUGUUUUGUACCAGAGCGCUUCAAGACGGAUAAAUAAACAAAUGCCGCUGCUGUAACUGCGCGUCUAUUCUUUAGCUGAUGCACAGUAUUUUUGCAUUUCUGUUUUUUUUCUAUUCUUUUUCUAUUGUGGCCCGGUUACAGCAGCUGCAUUGUUCUGUUCAGCUCAGAGGCAUCUAUCUUUUAUCUCAGCUUGGACUUUUGAGAGAAUUAUUUACUCUAUUUUAGGCCAACGGACGUGUAUAGAACUGUCAAAGCCAAGUGAACCACGACGCUUUAACCUAUUUUCUGUUUAAAAAAAAAAAAGAGAAGCGUGUGCAAUAUUUUCUAUUGUUACCGAGGCUACCGACUGCACAGACACCACUCCUGCCAAAGACAUUAGAAGACGACGAGGGUGCGACAGUUUGUAAUCUACCCCUUUGUUUCUUUCUCUGUCAUGUCGAUCUGUGAGAUGAGAUUUUAAAAAAACGUUUUUACUCAACGACUGCUCGUGUAAAUAUGUUUACCAAUAAAUAAAAUCUGUCAUAACGCCUUC
This is a messenger RNA of Acanthochromis polyacanthus (spiny chromis), 7700 nucleotides long. RefSeq names its product dedicator of cytokinesis 9b (gene dock9b). Bases 557 to 6838 code for a protein of 2093 amino acids. The record is from RefSeq and is a predicted model, not a curated record. Gene Ontology annotation, molecular function: guanyl-nucleotide exchange factor activity. The transcript has 52 exons. NCBI's taxonomy places the organism in Eukaryota, Metazoa, Chordata, Actinopteri, Pomacentridae. Gene Ontology annotation, biological process: small GTPase-mediated signal transduction; positive regulation of GTPase activity.